GUGUUUUGGGGCCCAGGAGCUGUGGGAGGAGCCGGCGGCCUCACCGUGGUAACCGCUGCGCCGCCGCCGCCGCCGCCCCGCCUUGCAGGCCUCAGACUGUCACCGCCUCUGCUUUGAGGGUACUUUGGCCGGGUCCCCGGAAGUACCCCUCCCAGAUUCUCGGACCCUCCCAUUCUCCCCACGCCGCUGCCGCCGCCGCCAUGCAAGGCGAGGACGCCAGAUACCUCAAAAGGAAGGUUAAAGGAGGGAAUAUUGAUGUGCAUCCGUCAGAAAAAGCGCUCAUCGUUCAGUAUGAAGUGGAAGCCACCAUUCUUGGAGAAAUGGGGGAUCCCAUGUUGGGUGAACGAAAGGAAUGCCAAAAAAUCAUCCGCCUGAAGAGUCUCAAUGCUAACACAGACAUAACCUCUCUGGCCCGGAAAGUGGUUGAAGAAUGUAAACUCAUCCAUCCCUCAAAGCUAAAUGAGGUAGAACAGCUUUUGUACUAUCUACAGAACCGCCGUGACUCAUUGUCAGGAAAAGAAAAAAAAGAAAAAUCAAGCAAGCCUAAAGACCCACCUCCUUUUGAAGGGAUGGAGAUUGAUGAAGUUGCCAACAUUAAUGACAUGGACGAGUACAUUGAGCUCUUAUAUGAAGACAUUCCAGACAAGGUUCGGGGUUCUGCCUUGAUCCUACAGCUUGCUCGAAAUCCUGAUAACUUGGAAGAGCUAUUAUUAAAUGAAACUGCCCUGGGUGCGCUAGCAAGAGUCCUGAGAGAAGACUGGAAACAAAGUGUUGAGUUAGCUACAAACAUCAUUUACAUCUUCUUUUGCUUUUCUAGCUUUUCUCAUUUUCAUGGUCUCAUCACUCACUAUAAAAUUGGAGCACUGUGUAUGAAUAUCAUUGACCAUGAGUUAAAAAGACACGAGCUUUGGCAAGAAGAACUUUCUAAGAAGAAGAAAGCUGUUGAUGAAGACCUUGAAAAUCAAACCUUGAGAAAGGAUUAUGACAAAACCUUUAAAAAAUACCAAGGACUUGUGGUAAAACAAGAGCAGCUAUUGAGAGUUGCACUCUAUUUGCUUCUGAACCUUGCGGAGGACACGCGUACAGAAUUGAAGAUGAGGAACAAGAAUAUUGUGCACAUGUUGGUGAAGGCUCUUGAUCGGGACAACUUUGAGCUGCUCAUUCUGGUCGUGUCAUUCUUAAAGAAACUCAGUAUUUUUAUGGAGAAUAAAAAUGACAUGGUAGAGAUGGAUAUUGUUGAAAAACUGGUAAAAAUGAUACCCUGUGAGCACGAAGAUCUCCUGAAUAUCACCCUCCGACUCCUCUUAAACCUCUCAUUUGACACAGGCCUGAGGAACAAGAUGGUACAAGUUGGACUUCUCCCAAAGCUCACUGCACUCCUAGGCAAUGAAAACUACAAACAAAUAGCAAUGUGCGUGCUUUACCAUAUAAGCAUGGAUGACCGCUUUAAGUCAAUGUUUGCAUAUACUGACUGCAUACCACAGUUAAUGAAGAUGCUCUUCGAAUGUUCAGAUGAACGGAUUGACUUGGAGCUGAUUUCUUUCUGCAUUAAUCUUGCUGCUAACAAGAGAAAUGUCCAGCUCAUCUGUGAAGGAAAUGGGCUGAAAAUGCUCAUGAAAAGAGCUCUGAAGCUCAAGGACCCACUGCUGAUGAAGAUGAUCAGAAACAUCUCCCAGCACGAUGGACCCACUAAGAAUUUGUUCAUUGAUUAUGUCGGGGACCUUGCAGCCCAGAUUUCCAGUGAUGAAGAGGAGGAGUUCGUAAUCGAGUGUUUAGGAACACUGGCAAAUCUGACAAUCCCAGACCUAGACUGGGAACUGGUUCUUAAGGAGUACAAGCUGGUUCCCUUCCUCAAAGAUAAACUAAAGCCAGGUGCCGCAGAAGAUGACCUUGUUUUAGAAGUGGUGAUAAUGAUCGGAACUGUAUCUAUGGAUGACUCUUGUGCUGCACUACUAGCUAAAUCUGGGAUAAUCCCAGCACUCAUCGAACUGUUGAAUGCUCAGCAAGAAGAUGAUGAAUUUGUGUGUCAGAUAAUUUAUGUCUUCUACCAGAUGGUUUUCCAUCAGGCCACAAGAGAUGUCAUAAUCAAGGAAACACAAGCUCCAGCAUAUCUCAUAGACCUGAUGCAUGAUAAAAAUAAUGAAAUCCGAAAAGUCUGUGAUAACACAUUAGAUAUUAUCGCAGAAUAUGAUGAAGAGUGGGCCAAGAAAAUUCAGAGUGAGAAGUUUCGCUGGCAUAACUCUCAGUGGUUGGAGAUGGUGGAGAGCCGUCAGAUGGAUGAGAGCGAGCAGUACUUAUAUGGUGAUGAUCGGAUUGAGCCAUACAUCCAUGAAGGGGACAUUCUUGAAAGGCCUGACCUUUUCUACAACUCAGAUGGACUGAUUACCUCUGAAGGAGCGAUAAGUCCAGACUUCUUCAAUGAUUUCCACCUCCAGAACGGAGAUGUGGUUGGGCAGCACUCAUUUCCUGGCAGCCUCGGGAUGGAUGGCUUCGGUCAGCCAGUGGGAAUCCUUGGACGUCCUGCCACCGCGUACGGAUUCCGCCCUGAUGAACCUUACUACUACAGCUUUGGAUCUCGAUAAAGUCACCCCUCCCAGCUUAGGAGAGAUCUGUGUGCUGUGGGUUAACCUUGACUUAAUAAUGCAUGUUGUACUCCUGUGGGGCUGUGUUGCUUCUUUCUCCAUGUAGUUAGGUAGCUCUAACCUCACAUCUUUGUUAAGUACAGUUGACGCUCCACGUCCACUCGUCCAGCCACAUCCUGAGUGAAUGACAUUUCCCAUGAGACUGUGGCGAAACUGCUAGCCUGGAAAAGCAGAUACUGUAUUAUGUAAGAUAAGUGACUAAUUUCUAUUUAAAAAGAAAAAGUGACAUACAUGCAAAGGAAUGAGCCAAAGUCAUAUGUUCAUAUUUACUGUGUUUCAUAGGAACCACUCAUAUACAUGGGAUACACAUACUUUUUUUGCUUUCACUUUCUAAUUAUAAACUCCUUAGUGUUCCGUGUGAGCCAUGCUACCUUUAAAUCUCAUCUUACAUGAACCUCAUCCUUUUUAUCCCAUACUGUGUCUGGAAGUUUCUUUCACAAAGUUAUUAACUAUAUGAGCUUUCUAACAAACAGUGAACAUAUGCUGUAUGUAAUGUUAUGCAUUAGCCUAGUCUACUGAGUGACCAGGGACGUGUUAAGGGCAGCAGAAUGCUGGGGAGCAGCAUCCUCUGUGGACAGAGCACGAGCAACACUGAGCUUCUGUUCAGUUCUCCUGAAAUGUACAAUACAAAAUGUGAAGAUGCUAAUUGUUUUUGCCUUACCUAAGAAAAUUAAGAAAAGAACUCUCUGUUUGCUCACUUAAGAUAGAAGUGGUUUGUGGGAAAUUGAAAGGGACAGGAUGAUUAAUAAUGAGUUUUGAAACUAAUUCAUUGAUUGUAAAAUAUUGAAAACUUGAGAAACUAAGCAAAUGAAUUCAAUAUGAGCAUAGAUUGUUGCUUGAUCAUCUUCUACUGAAGGAAACAUAAGCUUCUGAACAGUACAGAUCAAAGGGAAGAUUUCUGCCUUUAAAUGUAAAAUCCCACUGAUCUAAGUAUACUGUUUACCUCAAUUCACACAUUUAGCACAAAGUCCUAGAGCUGGGAGGGUCCUUCGGACAAUUCAGUGCAUCUGCUUGAGAAAUGUAACUCUAACCAGUAGGUGUAUUCUUACCUGAUACAUAAAGGUAGUAUAUGGUCUGGGACGUUGUUUAUGUUUGUGAAUUCACAAUUUUGAAAGCAUGCAGUUAUUGUCUUUGUUUCCCUUUUACCCACAAAAGAUUAAAGCCAGAAGGUUUGAA
Molecule: messenger RNA, 3818 nt
Organism: Apodemus sylvaticus (European woodmouse)
Lineage: Eukaryota; Metazoa; Chordata; Mammalia; Rodentia; Muridae
Gene: Kifap3
Product: kinesin associated protein 3
Exons: 20
Coding region: 201-2582 (793 amino acids)
Biological process (GO): microtubule-based movement; cilium organization
Cellular component (GO): kinesin II complex; ciliary transition zone; axoneme
Molecular function (GO): kinesin binding
Source: RefSeq, a predicted model, not a curated record